AGGCGCCGCCCCAGUCUUCGGGCCUCUCCGGAGCGCGGUGAUGGUUGCCCAGGGAGGAGUGGAGCUGCAACGAGCAGCCUCCGGCCUGGCAGUUCACAGCAAAUCCGAGAAUGUUAUUCAUUAAAGCAUGGGAUACAGAAAACAACGAAAAACUUCAUCCAAGGCUUUAAUAAGGUCAGCUGAAAAUCUACAGGUGUGUGUCUUAUAAGCAGGAUAUGGCAAAAUUUUAGGCCAGUCUGAGAGUCCUGUUUUUCAGUAAACAUUUUGAACAUUAGUUUUGAUAACUACCUACUACUGAAUGUUCAGUUGGUGAAACUGAAUGUCUUUCACUCAGAAGGAAUAAAUCAAAGAGAAGCUCCUGCAAUUCGUGUGCUUCCAAGCGGCUGUGGAUGGCCCUGGCUCCCUCGACCGUCCUUCCAAGUAGGAUGUCACUGAGGUCCCUCAAAUGGAGCCUGCUGCUGCUGUCUCUCCUGAGUUUCCUGGUGAUGUGGUACCUCAGCCUUCCGCACUACAAUGUGAUCGAACGUGUGAACUUGAUGUACUUCUACGAGUAUGAGCCCAUCUACAGACAAGACUUCCGCUUCAUGCUCCGAGAGCAUUCCAACUGCUCCCAUCAGAACCCCUUUCUGGUCAUCCUGGUGACCUCACACCCCUCCGAUGUGAAAGCCAGACAAGCCAUUAGAGUUACCUGGGGGGAGAAAAAGUCUUGGUGGGGAUACGAGGUCCUCACGUUUUUCCUGUUAGGCCAGCAGGCUGAAAGGGAGGACAAAAUGUUAGCCCUGUCCUUAGAGGAUGAGCACCUUCUUUAUGGUGACAUAAUACGGCAGAAUUUUUUAGACACAUAUAAUAACCUGACCUUGAAAACCAUCAUGGCGUUCAGGUGGGUGACUGAGUUUUGCCCCAACGCCAAGUACGUCAUGAAGACAGACACUGACGUUUUCGUCAAUACCGGCCAUUUAGUGAAAUACCUUUUAAACUUAAACCAUUCAGAAAAGUUUUUCACAGGCUAUCCUCUAAUUGAUAAUUAUUCCUAUAGAGGAUUUUAUCAAAAACCUUAUAUUUCAUACCAGGAGUAUCCUUUCAAGGUGUUCCCCCCCUACUGCAGUGGGCUCGGUUACAUCAUGUCCAGGGAUUUGGUGCCAAGGAUUUAUGAAAUGAUGGGGCACGUAAAACCCAUCAAGUUCGAAGAUGUUUAUGUUGGGAUCUGCUUGAAUUUAUUAAAAGUGGACAUUCAUAUUCCAGAAGACACAAACCUUUUCUUUUUAUACAGAAUCCAUUUGGAUGUCUGUCAACUCAGACGUGUGAUCGCAGCCCAUGGCUUCUCCUCCAAGGAGAUCAUCACAUUUUGGCAGGUUAUGCUGAGGAACACAACUUGCCACUAUUAACUUCAGUUCUGCCAGUGCCUAGGGAGGACAGGAUGCCUGGGGCGUGUCAAAACCCAUGGGAAAACCCACGGCAAGGUCAGUGUUCUGGCUUACACUGAACUGAAACUCACGAAGAACCCCGGGGAUGGAGGCUGGAGGGUUACACUUCGGUUGUGACUUACUUUGACACAAACACAUCAAGUCAGGCCCUUUAAAGAGGAUGUCGAGAGGAAUUAAAUAUCUUAGAAAGGUAUUGGAGGGUUUUGUUAAUAAAAACUUAAUAGGCCAAACAGUUUGGGACAUAUCAUUCUGUAGACUAGAGUUUCUUAAAAGGAUUUCACCGAAUUACAAGUUCAUUAGUACAUAACAGCAAAGCAGUGUGGAAUUGUAUUAGUGAACAAGCUAGUCAAUUAAGGGUUUUGUGUCUAUUACACAUGAAUUACUAAUUUAAAAAUAUAGAUCGUUCUGUGUGAAGAACUUCACUGGAGUUAUACUGAAAAAAUCUCAUUGUUUUUGGUCAUUUAAAAGGUGUUUCGAGAUGUCAGUAUUUCAGAGUUAUUAUUUACAGUUACUUAGACCUUCUGGAUAUUUACAUGUUAUGGUGGUUUCAGUACUGUAUAAAUGGAGUAGUGAAUCGUUCUUUACAUUUGAACUUUGUUGUGAUUAUUUAACUGAUCAGUCUAUUAUUGAUAGCCCCAUCAAAGUAAAGUUAUUGGUCAUUUUUACAUAUCAGAAAUCUCUUGGACUUGGUUAAAUAUUUUACUGUGGUAAUACAGAGAACUAAACCAAGAAAAUCUGAACUCUAGUCUUGUUUUAAAACUUACGAUCUUCCGUGUUUUUAGAUGUCACUUCAUCUGUCUUGUUUUUAUACCUGGAAAUUAGGAAUAAUGUCGAAGGCCUAGGCAGUGUGUUUCCAAAGGAAAAAGCGCUGAAGGAAUAAAGAAGGGAGAGCAAGCGCCUGGUGGCCGGACUGUUGGGAACAGAGGGUGUAUUCCAGUAUUUGAGUUGUAAAGAGGACUGAAGAUCCAAAUUCCAUUAUGAGUCUAUUCCAUGUGUUUUCUCAUUACUGAUCAGUUUGUGAAUAAAAAGGAAAAGAAAAAAAA
Tupaia belangeri chinensis (Chinese tree shrew) is the source of this 2467-nucleotide messenger RNA. RefSeq names its product beta-1,3-N-acetylgalactosaminyltransferase 1 (Globoside blood group) (gene B3GALNT1). Gene Ontology annotation, cellular component: Golgi membrane. Gene Ontology annotation, molecular function: N-acetyl-beta-D-glucosaminide beta-(1,3)-galactosyltransferase activity. The record is from RefSeq and is a predicted model, not a curated record. The transcript is spliced from 5 exons. The coding region runs from base 390 to 1385 and encodes 331 amino acids. NCBI's taxonomy places the organism in Eukaryota, Metazoa, Chordata, Mammalia, Scandentia, Tupaiidae. Gene Ontology annotation, biological process: protein O-linked glycosylation.